AUGACUCGCAGUCAAAACAUUCGUGUCUACCGUGCGUGCCAGCGGUGUCGCCAGAGGAAGCUCAAAUGUGAUCAGACAUAUUCCUCAUGCUUGCAGUGUCUCCGUGCCGGUGAUGAAUGUGUUCUUGCCGGAUCACGGCGCGGGGGCGACUUCUCUAGGUUUCGACGGUCGCGGCAGAAGCAAAACUCUACGCCGUCUCUUAGCGGAUCUGGAAUAGAGCAGAAGCCGAGCGGUCGACAAGAUAGAGACCCGGUGAAAGGAGAUGAAGAUCCUAUCUACGCCGAGUUAACUAAUCCGGGCGAUGCUCUCCAGAUCCUUGCUCGACUUGCAGCGAACGACAACCAGGUUCCUAAUAUCCCGACCAACUCCAUAGCCUCGGAUCCCUUCACGGGGAACUGCUCCUUGGAUGGAGAACCGACGGUGUCCUCCUUUGCAGGAAGUAAUACGAUGAAUCUCAUACAGCCCCCGGCGUCGCAAUCGACGCUUUCCGAAACGGAGACAUUGGUGAUCGGCGUGUUAGGUACAGAUACUGUGAAUCUUCUAGUCCAGCAGUAUGAAACAUUCGCCCCUCGCAAAUAUGUACCAUCUGACUCGUUAGUUACGCCUCAAACUACCACACUUUCUGCCCCCUCGCACCCAGAAAAGUUCUGGCAACAAAAGAUCCGCGCAGAACAGCAGUAG
Molecule: messenger RNA, 681 nt
Organism: Penicillium lagena
Lineage: Eukaryota; Fungi; Ascomycota; Eurotiomycetes; Eurotiales; Aspergillaceae
Product: Zn(II)2Cys6 transcription factor domain-containing protein
Exons: 2
Coding region: 1-681 (226 amino acids)
Biological process (GO): regulation of DNA-templated transcription
Molecular function (GO): DNA-binding transcription factor activity, RNA polymerase II-specific; zinc ion binding
Source: RefSeq, a predicted model, not a curated record